AUGAAGACCUCUGGAGCCUGUAUACUGUUGUGUCUCUUAGCACUCUCCUUGUACCCAGCUGACUGGUUUCCAUGGGUAGUCAAUGGGCAAGAACUGGAAAGUGCAACUGGUGAAGUUAGCACCGACUCUCUUAUCAGCACCUCUGCUGCAGCUGUCACUUCACCUGUACUUCUUAGUCCUGUGCACCUGCCAAUGAUAAUGGAUUGCACCUCUAUGUGUGUGUUCCCAGACUGUCGAGAAGAAAGGUUCCCUUGCACACGCCUUUACUCUGUUCACAAACCGGUAAAGCAGUGUAUCAGCUACCUCUGUGUUACAAGUGUCCGUCGCAUGUACAUAAUAAACAAGGAGGUGUGCUCUCGCACUAUCUGCAAGGAGAAUGAGGUCAUGCAAGAUGAGAUCUGUCGCCAGCUGGCUGGCCUUCCUUCUCGACGUCUCCGCCGAUCUGGGCAACCCCUGCAUGUCCCUUGCAGACAACUCCUGGAGCAGCAGCGCAGAAGGCCUGAUGCUCUGUGAGCUACCAACACUAGGAGAGAAAAAGGAAGGGAGAGAAGAGAAAUCAUCACCCACUACCUACAACCCAAGACAAGGCCUCGUUUGUGAUUUCCCCACUGUUUCCUUGCUUCUCUGCCUUCCCCCACAUCCUCUUUUUCAGGUGCUGUAGUACACAGAGUCUCCUCUCUGCUAGUCUGUCAUGGUGGCUGUUGUCAUC
Molecule: messenger RNA, 709 nt
Organism: Leptosomus discolor (cuckoo roller)
Lineage: Eukaryota; Metazoa; Chordata; Aves; Leptosomiformes; Leptosomidae
Source: RefSeq, a predicted model, not a curated record